Messenger RNA from Caenorhabditis auriculariae, 661 nucleotides. Lineage: Eukaryota; Metazoa; Nematoda; Chromadorea; Rhabditida; Rhabditidae. The record is from the annotation of a GenBank genome assembly.
AUGACCGUGGUGGUAGAAAUUUGGAUCCAAGCGAUCACUUCAAUCGACGAACUGACCAACGACUUCGAAAUGGACAUUUACAUCACAGAAACUUGGCUCGACCCAGCGCUCAACUUCCAGAAAAUGUCUCCUUGUAAAGGUCAUUUUUUUCUGAAUGCACGAAAAACCAUAUCCUGAAAGUCUGAACCUUUCUCAUAAUUUUUGGGACUCAGGACUGAGAAUUGAAGAAAAUCAAUGAAACCAACAGGAUUUGAUCAUUUUUGAGACCACUAGUUGGUCCGUCCAAAGGAGUCUUUUUUGAAAAAUUGGAAAUCUUUUUUUUUGUCUUUUUGAAACUUCGUGAAUCAAUUUCUCUUCGUCUGCUAGGUUCAAAAAUGAAAGUUUCAUCGAGUAAUUUGCAAAACAAAAAAAAUUUAGGUCAGUUUCAAAACUAAACCUGACUAGACCAAAAAGCUAUUUUUGAGAAAUCGAAAGUUUUAAUUUUUCGACUUUCAUAUGUUAAAAAUAAGUGAAUCUACUAGAUUUUUUUUUUCUGAAAGAGAAACAUUGUUUUUCAGGAAACUUAUCGCUGAAUCAUCAAGUUUUGGACCGUCUCUGGACACCCAACAGCUGUUUCAUCAACAGCAAAGUCGCUCAGAUCCACAACUCACCGUUCAGGUAA